Messenger RNA from Caenorhabditis bovis, 369 nucleotides. Lineage: Eukaryota; Metazoa; Nematoda; Chromadorea; Rhabditida; Rhabditidae. The record is from the annotation of a GenBank genome assembly.
AUGAGACGACAGACGAUAACCGUUCGGGUGACGUUUUUGUGUAUCGAUCACGAGACGGCGAAUAUUGGAAGAGGGCAUCAGACGCGCGUAUUCCUCAUGGAACGCGAUCCGCUGGAUCCGGAUGAUCUACUCGCCGAGGCCUACACAUCUCCCGACGUCUUCGUCAACAUUAGCGGCGUCGACGACGAAGACGCGCCGAUUGAGCCGUAUCUCAAAGUGCAUCACGCGUGUGGCGCGCGGCGGGGAUGUCGACGAAUCGUUGAGUACCCGAUACCGGCGGACAAGCUCAACGCCAUCUAUCAUAUGGGCUAUGUGACGCUGAACAAUUAUUUUCAUGGCGAGACCGUUGUGUGCGGUUUCGACGACUAA